AUGAGUCUGCACAUCUUCAGUGACGAAAACGUCACUGGUGACAAAAAUACAGAAAACUGCGACUUCCUGUUUUCACCACUGGAACUUACCGGAAGAUCAUCUGUUCUCCGUCUGUCACAGAAAGAAAACGUACCACCUAAGAGCACAGCCAAAGCUAUGAAGGUUACUUUUCAGACACCUCUGCGGGAUCCACAGACACACAGGAUUUUAAGUCCCAGCACGGGCAGCAAGCUUGAAGCUUGUUUUGCUCAGGGCGACACCAUUGGAUUAGAAAACUGUCAUCAAGUCUGGACGCAGAAAGAGAACCAACAGUUCACCAAGGAAACAGACACUAGAACGACCAAUGGAAUUCUCCAGAAACCAGCAGUGGCCGAUGCCAACCCCCCUUCAGAGGACAUGAGACCAGCCUCUGACGACAGGCAUUGCAGCGGGCCCUCCUUGGCUCCCCAGGCCUGCCUGGAUCCUGCAAGCUCUUCUCAGAUGCCCGAAAGUGUUGAAAACCCAGAGGCAUCUCCAGGACAAACGUCAGGCAGCCAUGAGACCACCCAGGAAGAACACAUCCAUCCUCAUUCCUUAGAGGAAAGUGCUGCCUCUACCUCUACAAUUCUAGAAGACCCUCCCGGGAUGGCAUCCCAGGACAGAACAGAGGACCCGCUGAGAGCCACAGGAGAAAACUCGAGCGGGGUCCCUGCGCCCUCUACUGGGGCCGCUUCAGCUUCUGGUACCCACCCCGGCGGAGCCCGCGGAGCAGAGCCCCUCGUGGACCUGCCUAGCGAGGCCCCAGCUGGCCCCGUGGAGGCUGGAGGCCCCACAUUCCCCAGUCCUCAGAAGGAGGAAGCCGAAGGCCAAACGGCCAACUCUUUGAGGAGUGAGCCCAUAAGGCUGGAAUUUGACUUCUCUGAUGCCACCAUCAAAAGGCCACCCCCACUGAGGAAACGAGGGAAGACCCCGGCUCUCAGACCUCCCUUGAGGAGACCAGAGGCGAGGCAGGAAAAGGAGGAAAAGGCCCUCGUGGAGGCGGGCGAGGGUCCCGAUCCCCCUCCCUGCGGGUCCAACAGCCUGGACCGGGACAAGCUGGACGACCCAGACCGUAACCCCACCGGAGGUGAUGGAGAGGCCCGGCCCCCAGAGCACCCCAAGAGCGGGCCGGCCACAGAGGCCUUGUCUCCAAGCCGGCAGGUGCUCUUGGCCUCGGCGGAUGACACACUGGGGGCGCAGACCUCGGCAGGGACCGCAGAAGCGGCGGGCGAGGAGGGGACCGCAGACGCUUCGGGGGCAUCAGCUCCAACCAGCAGCCCAGGCAGCAAGCCGCCAACCGUGCCCACUGACCCCACACCCGCACCCCCCCGGGGGCCGGAGCCCGGACUGAGCCUGAGCGGGGAGCACUUCUGGGACCCCGCCGAGGUUCUAGGCACGGGGGCCGAGGUGGAUUACCUGGAGCAGUUCGGGGCAUCCUCGUUUAAGGAGUCGGCCCUGAGGAAGCAGUCCUUGUACCUUAAGUUUGACCCGCUCCUGCAGGACAGCCCCCGGGGGCUGGCGCCUGUGGCCCCGGAGCCCAGCAGUGCACGGGGCACAGACGCGCAUUCCUCGGGAAGCCCCCCGGAGGCCCAGCUGCUGGACCUGGACUUCGCAGGAGCCCCGGACGUUCCCACGCUCGGCCCAGCUCCUUGUGACCUUGGACCCAGGGCUCCGCUGCUGCCCGUGGGGCCCAUUGUGGAUGUGCUGCAGUACAGCCAGAAGGACCUGGACACUGCGGUUGGGGCGACACAGAAGGAGAACGAGGCGCUCAGGGUCAGGUGCACGGCGCUGCAGGAAAAGAUCCUGGAGAUGGGGAAAAUCAUGGAUGCGUUUGAGGGGACCGUGUACCAGGCGAUGGAGGAGGCUCAGAAACAGAAGGAACUUGCCAAAGCCGAGAUCCAGAAGGUUCUGAGGGACAGAGACCAGCUGACUGCAGACCUGCACUCCACGGAGAAGUCGUUCUCCGACCUCUUCAAGCGGUUUGAGAAACAGAAGGAAGUGAUCGAAGGCUACCGCACGAACGAAGCGUCUCUAAAGAAGUGCCUAGAGGGUUGCGUAGGCAGGAUCGAGAAGGAGGGCCAGAGGUACCAGGCGCUGAAGGCCCACGCAGAGGAGAAGCUCCAGCUGGCGAACGAGGAGAUCACCCAGGUCCGGAGCAAGGCCCAAGCGGAGGCCCUGGCACUGCAGGCAGGCCUGAGGAAGGAGCAGAUGCGCGUCCACUCGCUGGAGAAGGUCGUCGAGCAGAAGACUAAAGAAAACGACGAACUGACCAGAAUCUGUGACGACCUAAUUUCCAAGAUGGAGAGAAUCUGA
This is a messenger RNA of Lipotes vexillifer (Yangtze River dolphin), 2331 nucleotides long. It is a transcript of the gene TACC3, whose product is annotated as transforming acidic coiled-coil containing protein 3. Gene Ontology annotation, cellular component: cytoplasm. The record is from RefSeq and is a predicted model, not a curated record. The transcript is spliced from 15 exons. Gene Ontology annotation, biological process: cerebral cortex development; nuclear migration; mitotic spindle organization. NCBI's taxonomy places the organism in Eukaryota, Metazoa, Chordata, Mammalia, Artiodactyla, Lipotidae. The coding region runs from base 1 to 2331 and encodes 776 amino acids.